Cetraspora pellucida is the source of this 390-nucleotide messenger RNA. NCBI's taxonomy places the organism in Eukaryota, Fungi, Glomeromycota, Glomeromycetes, Diversisporales, Gigasporaceae. The record is from the annotation of a GenBank genome assembly.
AUGGUUGAAAUUGUAGAAAGUAAAGAAAUUUUGAAAAAUUCGAUCAACCUUAUUUGGAAAGCAACUGGUGAAAAAGUUGUUACUAUUACUUUCAAUAACUACUUACGCUUAGCAACUAUUUCAUUAAAUAAUAAAACCAACAUUACUGUAAAUUUAGAAAGAAUUGCUGAUAAUAAGAAUGUUCAAAAAUGUCAACUAUGCAACAAUAGUAUUAGUGACAACUCAAAACAUGACCAAGACAUAGAUAAAUUAAUUAAUUUUAUUCGAAGAAAGAAAACAAAAUCGAUAGAGGCUUCAAAUUCUUUAGAUUCAGCUUCAGAAGGUUCAAAUUCAGCUUCAGAUUCUUUAGAUUCAGCUUCAGAAGAUUUAAAUUCAGCUUCAGAAGCUUAA